CAAAGUUUUGUGCCUGAGCACAAACAAACAGAGAGAAGGAAGUUCGCUGUGAGCCUUUGAAUCUGCUGUAAUGAACAAGCUGUUCCGCACGAUUUGAAAAUAAUCCGCGUGUCAGUGUCAUCUUUCUUAUGCAAAGUAGCUGUCUUUGAAGGCGGAUCUUUUGGCAGGUUAGACCGGGACGGAGGCUCCGACCAGCUCAGACGAGCACUGCCACCAAACGCAUCAACUGGCUGCUCGCAGGAGGAGCGUAAUCCUGCGUUUUUGGGACACAUUUAUUAGAAUCAACGAGGAUGUUUAUUGCACUUAUUUUGCUGACUGACUGAUUGUUUCGGUGCCUUGUUGAGCAGCCAUCCCCGCCGCACAAAUAAGGACUGGAGGAGAAAUAUUUUUGUUGUUUUUUUCCAAGUUGUUGCAGAAGGAGUGAUAGCACACCGAUACGGAGACAGAGACUCCGGAAAAGUGAUAUGAAACGUGAGGACUGGGAAAGUGAGUCUUGUGGGAACGAGCAGGGAACAAAUCGGAGCACAUAGCCACUCUGUUGUACUCUCUGCUGACUGAGACAACGGCGCAAGAGGCUGAACAAGUAGAUCCAACACUUGGGAGAGCGCAUGAAAGCAUGGACCUGAACGCGCGCUACUUCCAGCCAGAAAACAUGCUCGGACUGUUGCUGGAUUUCUGUUUCAAUUAAACCCUCCAAACCUAAAAUGAGGACUUGGUCGUGCAACAGAUAGUUGUAGGAGAGAAUGCCUUCAACUGUUCAACUGAGCCUCAUCUAUGUGCUGCUGGUGCUGUGGAGCAGUGGGGGGUCAGCCAUUAGCUCUAUAGACCCAGACUGGUCAGGAGAGGGGAGAUGUCAACAGAUCAACAUCCCCCAGUGUAAAGACAUUGGCUACAACAUGACUCGCAUGCCAAAUCUCAUGGGCCAUGAUGACCAAAAAGAAGCAGCGAUAAAGCUGCAGGAGUUUGCCACGCUGAUACAGUUUGGAUGCCACAGCCAUCUCAAAUUUUUCCUGUGUUCCCUGUAUGCCCCCAUGUGUACAGAGCAGGUGUCCAACCCCAUCCCAGCAUGCAGAGUGAUGUGUGAGCAGGUCAAGCUGAAAUGCUCACCUAUCUUGGAGCAGUUUAACUUCCCCUGGCCUGACUCUCUGGACUGCUCCCGGCUGCCGACCAAAAACGACCCAAACAACCUCUGCAUGGAGGCGCCCAACAACGCCUCAGAUGAGCCUCCCAAAGUCUUCCACACCCAGCCUCCAGAUUUCAGGCCACAGCGGCCUCUGAGCGGCCAGGACCUGCACCUUAAGGACAGCAUCAGCAAGCAGACCUGCAGCAAUCCUGGCAAGUUCCACUUUGUGGAGAAAAGUGAGUCAUGUGCCCCUAAAUGCUACCCUAAAGUGGAUGUAUACUGGAGCCAGGGAGACAAGCAGUUCUCUCUGGUGUGGAUGGCUAUCUGGUCCAUCCUCUGCUUUGUCUCCAGCGCCUUCACCGUGCUCACUUUCCUCAUAGACCCGCAGAGAUUCAAAUACCCGGAGAGGCCGAUCAUCUUCCUCUCUAUGUCCUACUGUGUUUACUCUGUGGGCUACCUUAUCCGACUCUUUGUGGGAGCUGACAGAAUAGCCUGUGACAAAGACAAUGGGGUCCAGUAUAUUAUCCAGGAGGGUCUGGAGAGCACCGGCUGCACUAUUGUGUUCCUCAUCCUGUAUUAUUUUGGCAUGGCCAGCUCCCUCUGGUGGGUUAUCCUGACCCUCACAUGGUUCCUUGCAGCGGGGAAGAAGUGGGGUCACGAGGCCAUCGAGGCCAACAGCAGCUACUUCCACCUGGCAGCUUGGGCCAUCCCGGCCGUAAAGACCAUCAUGAUCCUGGUGAUGAGGAAGGUGGCGGGGGACGAGCUGACGGGCGUCUGCUACGUGGGCAGCAUGGACGUCAAAGCUCUCACGGGCUUUGUGCUCAUUCCCCUCUCCUGCUACCUUAUUAUUGGCACUUCAUUCCUGCUGUCGGGCUUUGUGGCCCUCUUCCACAUCCGUAAGAUAAUGAAAACAGAGGGAGAGAACACAGACAAGCUCGAGAAGCUGAUGGUUCGCAUCGGGGUCUUCUCUGUGCUCUACACUGUCCCUGCCACCUGCGUCAUCGCCUGCUACUUCUACGAGAGGCUCAACAUGGACUACUGGCGGAUCCUGGCAGCGGAGCAGAAGUGCGUGGACAACAACGGGCCGGAGUCAGACGAGUGUGCCAUGAAGAAUUCCAUUCCCGCUGUUGAGAUCUUCAUGGUGAAGAUCUUCAUGCUGUUGGUGGUGGGCAUCACCAGCGGCAUGUGGAUCUGGACCUCAAAGACACUGCAGUCCUGGCAGAAUGUGUUCAGCAGGAAGCUAAAGAAGAGGACGAGGAGGAAGGCUGCCAGUGUGUUCACCAGCAGCAGGCCUUACAUCAAACCUCACCCAUCUCUCAAAGGGCACAGUACUAAGUAUGAGCCUACACGGCCCCCUCCAACAUGUGUAUGAGCUGGAUAUCUUUGUACAAACCUCUAUGUGUAAAGCCCUUACCUAAACGAGACUUUGUAAUCAGAGUGCCAUCAAAAGCAUCAAGGUUUCUGUUUUAUUUAUGCAAACUCCAUUGAAGAUCAUGGGGUUUUUUUGUAUCUUGAGCCAUCUCAUGCAACAAGAGCUGCCUUUGUUUGAGAAAAAAUCUGCUACUCCUGGAUUCACUUAUCCUAUUGAGGAACUUGGUAGAGAAAAAAAAAAUCUUAUUGUUCCCAAGACAAAAAGAGUGGAAUAAACCAUUUGGAUGUGCUAUGGGGUUACUUGAAUAAUGUGCAAUAGAUGUUUUCCUUACAGGCAAAAAAAAGACACUUGUACUGUUAGUGACAGAUUACAGACAAUGAAAGGACCCCGCAGACAAAGCAGGCAAAUGGUCAGAGAGAUGAGUGUUCUGUUUGGAGGCUUUUUAAUGGAAAUCGAGGCAGUGUCAUAUAUGUUUGAACUGGAGUGAGAGCAGCUGUUGAAAAGCGCUCAAGACCUUACGAACUGCCCAUUGUGAGGCAAAUCCAUGCCAUAAAUUAAUCAAGCACUCGUUAUUGAAAAGUUAUUUGUACAUGCAGUUGAGUUUUCCUUUUUUUUCUGUCUUUGCUGUUUUAUAGCACAAGGGAACGUUUGUAUAUAUUUCUAAAAACUUCAGAUUUUAUAGAAAAAUUAAUAAAACGUUCUAGUUUUAAAUGUU
Messenger RNA from Morone saxatilis (striped sea-bass), 3210 nucleotides. RefSeq names its product frizzled class receptor 10 (gene fzd10). The coding region runs from base 744 to 2495 and encodes 583 amino acids. Gene Ontology annotation, cellular component: plasma membrane. The transcript has 2 exons. Gene Ontology annotation, molecular function: Wnt-protein binding; Wnt receptor activity. Gene Ontology annotation, biological process: canonical Wnt signaling pathway; non-canonical Wnt signaling pathway. Lineage: Eukaryota; Metazoa; Chordata; Actinopteri; Moronidae. The record is from RefSeq and is a predicted model, not a curated record.